This is a messenger RNA of Malaclemys terrapin pileata, 947 nucleotides long. RefSeq lists its product as uncharacterized. The record is from RefSeq and is a predicted model, not a curated record. The coding region runs from base 403 to 828 and encodes 141 amino acids. The transcript is spliced from 2 exons. Lineage: Eukaryota; Metazoa; Chordata; Testudines; Emydidae.
GGUGCUGCGCCUACGAGCUGCCGGUUCUACAAAGAGUUGGAUGCGAUACUCGGUGGCAACCCCACCUCCACUGCGAAGGCCACUGUGGAUACUUCAGUGGUUCACGUGCUGGUUGAGAGUGAACUAAGCCAGGAGGAGGAAAUCUUGGACGAGGAUGUGGAGGGGGACCCAGUGGCAGAGGAUGAUUCAGAGGUCAGAGGUGCAGGCAGCCAGGAGCUCUUCUCUACCCCAGAGGAGGCUAGUCAGUCACAGCUGUCGGAUCUUGGCGAAGCACAAACAGGAGAGGAGGCCCCUGAUGAGACCGUGGGAGCCCAGCCUCCCUCUUUGUUAGCGCCGGCUGAACGGCAGCGCAGAAUUAGGAAGUGGCCACGAAAAACUAAAGAGGACUUUCUGCGUGAUGUCAUGAUGCACUCCGUGGCUGAAAAACAGGAAUUGAAGGAGUGGCAGGACAGCGAGAAGAGGGACCGAAAGGAGAACGUGGCGUGCCAGAACGAAACCACGGAGCAGCUCUUAAACGUUAUGGAGUGCCAAGCGGACACACUCCAGGCGCUAUUAGCACUGCAAACCGAGCAGCUCCGCGCCCACCCACCACUGCAGCCGCUAUCGCAAAUCUCUUUCCCAUGCGCCCCCCAGAUACCGCCAACACACUCUUAUCAACCUCCUGGCUCCAGUCUGUACCCGCUGCAUUCCACUCCUGCCCCGUCACAGUCCAGCCCUGCGGACUCCCAGUACCCACUGCACUCAACACCCAUCCCUCUGCAGUUUAGCCCUGCUGAAGUACAGUACCCGCUGCACUAUACUCCAAAGGACAAGGUUGCAUAUCUUUAACUGUCCCGGGACCCCACCUCCUCAUGGGACCCUCCCUUCCCCCAUCCCCCACAGCGCUGAUGUGCUUUUUUGUUUGUCUCUCUCCUCUGGUUGUUGUUCUUAAUAAAAUAAUUAUUUUG